Myzus persicae (green peach aphid) is the source of this 843-nucleotide messenger RNA. RefSeq lists its product as uncharacterized. The record is from RefSeq and is a predicted model, not a curated record. Bases 1 to 828 code for a protein of 275 amino acids. The transcript has 7 exons. NCBI's taxonomy places the organism in Eukaryota, Metazoa, Arthropoda, Insecta, Hemiptera, Aphididae.
AUGGAGCAAGUUGUACAAGUUUAUGUAUUGAAUGAAUACAACUAUGCACAUUUAAAAGGUCAAAUAACAAUAGAAUACCAUUUAAUUGGCCAUAACUAUAAUACCUCAAUUCAAGAUAAUAUCUCAGAUUCUGAGUUGGAUGAAGCCAUUUUUCCUCUCAUUUUUUCCAUCAAUUGCCCUCCUGCGCUAAACAGCCUUUCUACAGGAGCUGAUGAGGGUAUCGCCGUAUUGAACCUUAUGUAUGCUUUUUUCAAUGGUAAAGAAAAUGAUGAAAAUGAAGAACUCAUAAAUGAUUAUGAAGCCGAAAACUUACAACAUAAUAGAACCUACAUUUGUAUACCAGGUGUACAUGACAAAUCUAAUUUUUAUAUUGACAAUUUUCAAAAUAAUUAUUAUAAAAAAAGUGUUGUACGAAAUAAAAUGUACUUAAUUUGUGAAAAACAGAGAAAGGAGAAAGUAAAUGAAUACUGUCCAGCCACAGCCAUCAUUGAAAUUCAUGAUCCUGAAAAUCGUUUGCGGCUUCAUCCUGGAGGACACAACCAUGGUGCUGUUGAAAGAGACCUUGAUAUGCCAUACUUGAGAAGAGCUAUCGGUAGGAGGGCCAAAACAUUAGGUGCUAUGUCUAUGCCUAUCAGGCACAUAAACAAUGAAGAAAUUGUUAGUCAUCCUGCUGGAAGUCUUGGAUAUACAUUUCAACAGGCUCAACAUAGAUGUAAGAGAAUGAAAAACUGUAGACGACCAAAAAUACCAGAGACAAUUCCAGCAUUAAACCACAUUAGCUAUGGAACUACUCUGAACCAUCGUCAGACUUUUUUCAACAGGCAUUAACUGUUGAAGGUAUUA